Messenger RNA from Tarenaya hassleriana, 1647 nucleotides. RefSeq names its product cyclin-dependent kinase D-3-like. Gene Ontology annotation, cellular component: nucleus; transcription factor TFIIH holo complex; cytoplasm. Gene Ontology annotation, biological process: positive regulation of transcription by RNA polymerase II; protein phosphorylation. The transcript has 7 exons. The coding region runs from base 265 to 1473 and encodes 402 amino acids. NCBI's taxonomy places the organism in Eukaryota, Viridiplantae, Streptophyta, Magnoliopsida, Brassicales, Cleomaceae. The record is from RefSeq and is a predicted model, not a curated record. Gene Ontology annotation, molecular function: ATP binding; cyclin-dependent protein serine/threonine kinase activity; RNA polymerase II CTD heptapeptide repeat kinase activity.
CGCACUAACCCACUUUUAGCUGAGGGGAGCGUCUCUUUCGUUCUCUCUUCCAGUUUUCCGAUUUCGUCUUCAAAAGCUCCAACGGCUAGAUUUUCUCCAUAGCCGGAGCUCCCAAUCUCCAAACCCUAAUUUUCAGUCUUCCCUGAAAUCGAUGUAUCCACCAAUUUGAGAAGUAGAGCAGAAACUAAUUGCACAGUGAAACUUUUCUGGAAAUAGACCUAUCAGAGGAUAAGGAGACACCGGUUUCGGAGUCACAAUCUGAAAAUGACGGAGGUGGUGCAGCCGAAGAAAGUCGCUGAUAGGUAUCUGAAGCGUGAAAUUCUUGGUCAGGGCACCUAUGGAGUUGUCUACAAGGCCACUGAUACCAAGACGGAACUAACUGUGGCGAUCAAGAAGAUAAGGCUCGGUAAACAAAAAGAAGGUGUGAACUUUACGGCUCUUCGAGAGAUCAAAUUGCUGAAAGAACUUAAGCAUCCAAAUAUUGUCGAGCUGAUAGAUGCAUUCCCCCACAAGGAGAACUUGCAUCUUGUAUUUGAGUUCAUGGAGACUGAUCUUGAAGCAGUCAUUCGCGAUUCAAACUUAUUCCUCUCACCCGCCGACAUUAAAUCCUACUUCCAAAUGACAUUAAAAGGCCUUGCUCAUUGCCACAAGAAAUGGGUUUUGCAUAGGGAUAUGAAGCCGAAUAACUUGUUGAUAGGAUCUAAUGGCCAAUUGAAGCUUGCAGAUUUUGGGUUAGCACGCAUAUAUGGCAGCCCAAAUCCUAGAUUUACCCACCAGGUCUUCGCUAGAUGGUAUAGAGCACCAGAACUGUUGUUUGGUGCAAAACAAUAUGGUCCUGCAGUUGAUGUCUGGGCUGCUGGAUGCAUAUUCGUUGAACUUCUUCUGCGUAGGCCAUUUCUUCAGGGAAACAGUGAUAUUGAUCAAUUAAGCAAAAUCUUUGCGGCCUUUGGAACGCCGAAAGUAGAUCAGUGGCCGGAUAUGAAAUACCUUCCCGAUUACGUUGAAUAUCAAUAUGUCCCUGCUCCGUCUUUACGUUCCUUGUUCCCGAUGAUUAGUGACGAUGCUUUAGAUCUGUUAUCCAAGAUGUUCACCUACGACCCAAAGGCUCGGAUUUCUGUUCAGCAGGCUUUAGAGCACAGGUACUUCACAUCUGCACCUGCUCCUACUGAUCCAGCUAAGCUCCCGAGGCCAGUCAGAAAGCAGGAAUCGUCGAAGGUCUCAGACCAAAAACACGAAGUCAUUACAGUGUUAUCUCCUCCAAGGAAGCUGAGAAGAGUAAUGCCUGACCGUGCUAAGUCUCAAGCUGAUAAAACGGAUCAGCAUCUUGACAGCUUGAAACAAGCUUGCCACGAUGAACAGGCGCCCAUGUCGUUAGAUUUCUCGAUCCUCGCUGAACGACCUCCUAAUCGCCCAACCAUUACCAGCGCCGACAGAUCCCAUCUGAAGAGAAAACUCGACCUCGAGUUCCAGUAGCAACAUUUAUCUGCUGUUUGUUAUAAGAGACCUCAUCAUGACAUGUAAUUGCUUGGUCGCUUUCAGUAUCUGCUUUUAUGUUCGGAAAUUCCUCAAAGUUGAUAAGAAGAUGUAUUGUUAUGUGUUUGUUGUUUUUCACUAAAGAUUGUAUCAAAAUUUAAAUUACAUAUUCCA